Molecule: messenger RNA, 1716 nt
Organism: Manihot esculenta (cassava)
Lineage: Eukaryota; Viridiplantae; Streptophyta; Magnoliopsida; Malpighiales; Euphorbiaceae
Product: polypyrimidine tract-binding protein homolog 2
Exons: 11
Coding region: 205-1527 (440 amino acids)
Biological process (GO): regulation of RNA splicing
Cellular component (GO): nucleus
Molecular function (GO): mRNA binding
Source: RefSeq, a predicted model, not a curated record
CGUUUCGGUCGCGGCGACGCCUCGUUCUCAGCGAGUGCUUAUUACACCAAAAAGAUUUCGUUCAUAAACCCCGAUUGCAGAAAGUAGGAACCAUAAAUUCCCCUUUGUUCUAUAAGUAAUUCUUCCAUUUUGGAACCCUAAUUUCAACUUCAUCACAUAAAAACUCUUCAGCUAUCUGAAUUCCUCUGGUCAGGAUUGUGCAGAAUGGCAUCUGUAUCCAGUCAGCCACAGUUCCGUCUUACCCAACCCCCAUCUAAGGUGUUGCACUUGAGAAACUUGCCAUGGGAGUGCACUGAGGAGGAAUUAGUUGAGCUUGGGAAGCCCUUUGGUAAAGUUGUCAACACAAAGUGCAACGUUGGAGCGAACAGAAAUCAAGCUUUUAUAGAAUUUGCUGAUUUAAAUCAAGCCAUAGCAAUGAUAUCCUAUUAUGCUUCAUCAUCAGAGCCUGCUCAGGUACGGGGGAAGACAGUUUAUCUGCAGUAUUCUAAUAGGCAAGAAAUAGUCAACAACAAGACAACUGCUGAUGUUUCUGGAAACGUGUUGUUGGUAACUAUAGAAGGUGCAGAUGCACGCCUCGUCAGCAUUGAUGUUUUGCACCUGGUGUUUUCUGCUUUUGGGUUUGUGCAUAAGAUUACUACCUUUGAGAAGACCGCUGGGUUCCAGGCAUUGGUGCAAUUUUCUGAUGCAGAAACUGCCUCUUCUGCGAAAAAUGCCCUUGAUGGAAGAAACAUUCCUAGAUACCUCUUCCCUGAGCAUAUUGGACCUUGUACCCUUAGGAUCACAUAUUCUGCUCAUACAGAUUUGAGUGUAAAAUUCCAGAGCCACCGGAGCAGGGACUACACUAAUCCAAACCUUCCUGUUGCAUCAUCAGCUAUAGAUGGAGGUGGUCUGUUCAGUGUGGGUCUUGAUGGAAAAAAACUAGAACCUGAGAGUAAUGUCCUUCUGGCAUCAAUUGAGAAUAUGCAGUAUGCUGUCACCUUGGAUGCUCUACACAUGGUGUUCUCUGCUUUUGGACCUGUGCAGAAGAUUGCAAUGUUUGAUAAGAAUGGCGGACUUCAGGCUUUGAUUCAAUACCCUGAUGUUCAGACAGCUGUGGCAGCUAAGGAAGCAUUGGAAGGACACUGCAUCUAUGAUGGAGGGUUUUGCAAACUUCACAUCACUUAUUCUCGCCAUAACGAUCUUAGUAUAAAGGUUAAUAAUGAUCGGAGUAGAGAUUAUACGAUCCCUAAUACUGCUAUGUUGAACCCCCAGCCUUCUAUUCAGGGGCAACAGGCUGUUCCUGCAGUUGGUCCCCCUGCGCAUCCGUACAGUGGAACUCAGCAUCCAGCGAUGCCUCAACCUUCAGCUGGGUGGGCUGCAGGUGUUCCAGCAGCACCCCAUUCUAUGCCUGCAGGCCCUGCACAGAUGAAUAAUCAUCCUUACUUGCCACCUGGAUCUAUGGCUCCCCAAAUGGGCCCUGGAAUGAUGCAGAUGCCAGGCCCAAGUGGCCUAUCAAUGCCGCCAUCUUAUAGACCUGGUCAAAUGUAGUAGUUUGUAGUCUACUUAGUAGUUUUACUUUCCAGUUCAGUAUUUGGAAGGCUAAAUAUUUCUCUCUUUUCAACAAUUUUGGAGGUGUGACUUUGUAAACAAAAGGUUGGGCACGUUUUGCAGGCCCGCAUUAUUCUGAACCUUAGCUGUAUUUGAUUGGUGGUAUGAAAUUUCAAGAAACUUGAGUUA